Molecule: messenger RNA, 1332 nt
Organism: Colletotrichum destructivum
Lineage: Eukaryota; Fungi; Ascomycota; Sordariomycetes; Glomerellales; Glomerellaceae
Exons: 1
Coding region: 1-1332 (443 amino acids)
Source: RefSeq, a predicted model, not a curated record
AUGGCUACUACAAUUGUGGCCGCGGCCACUGAAAUUUACGUCAAGGAGGUGACCUGCAUCGCCGUCGAAGGCGUCAGUCACACCGCCCAUCGCAAGUGCCCGCUUUCCAGCUACAAGGGCCUGCCUUUCUUCCCCCGCAACAUCACCGACCUCAACAUACGGGACUCCAGGAUCAAGCACGACGCCAUGAUCGCCAACCUCCGCAAGUGGACCGGCGACACCGAGACCUGCUACUGCGUCGAGGGCAUGGAGGGCUUGCUGAAGAACAUCCACGCCUGGCUCUGGAUCGCGUCCACGGACCACGCCCUGUGCAACCUCGAGCAGGUCAAGCUGGCCUGCGCCGUGUACGACAAGCUCAUGGACAUGGACUUUGACAACUGGUCCCACUUCUGGUCCUGCAUCAUCCACGAAGAGAUCGUCGACGAGUUGGAUCGCGCCGGUGAGUUGGAAGACGAGCAUUGCGAUCCCUUCUACAACUACGGCGGCUUCGGACCCAUCAACCGCGACUUCGCCUGGGAUGCCAAGGAGAAGACUAUCAGCUGGAUGAACACCUAUACGAGGGAGACCGAGACCAUCCGCGUCCCGCAGAUGGAGGACGCCAUGAAGCUCGUGGCUGGCAUGGACGGCGACGACUUUCGACAAACGUGGAGCCAGAAACGCCACGCCCACGAGCUGCAUCACCAGCAACACGGCACGGUGUGUGACGCUUGGGUCGACGGCCCCCAGACCUUCCACCACACGGAAAACACUGCCGGCGAGCGUACCCUGACCCUUUACACCCACGUGGCCAAGAAGGGUUCCUGCUCCAGAUGUCCCAAGAGGAGCUCGAGAGUCACUGGCCACCAGUGUGCCACCUGCUCCCGCCACAGGGUGGCCAAGCGUGCCAGGAAGACCAGAUCCCCAGGCAUCACCAUCCGAACCAAGGUCAAGGUCUCUGGCGAGCUCGGCAGGAAGAAGGAGUGGGAUAUCCAGGAGAAAGAGAGGCUCUGGGAUGUCAUCAAGGCUCAUGUCGGCAGGGUGGCCGGCGACCAGACCAAGUUCAACGACCGGUCCACCGUAGCCGGGAACGUCUCCAUCAAGAGCGGAUUCGACCGAGCCACGGGGUACCAGCCGAGCGAGGAGGAGUUGACCGGUCUGCUCCACGCGCACCGGGUCGGCCUCUGCUACGAGACCAACGCUGAGAUCCAGGAACCCCGGGACCUCUUCUGGGAGAGACUCGACGCAGAAGCCGAGAGCCAAAGUGAGACUGAGGUCGAGAGCGAAAGUGGGACGGGGAUGGAGAGCGAAGGUGAGACGGAGGUCGAGAGCCCACGUGUGGAUCUCGACCUGUGA